AUGACCGGGCCGCCGUCCUCUUCCUACCCCAGCCAGGUCUCGCUGUCAGCCAUCGAGAUUUCGCCGGAAAAUCGAAGAGAAAAGCUCGGUUUCGCCCGAAACUUCGCCGACUUCGUUCUUCGUCGUCCGGCCGCCAUUUUUGGCGAUCAAGGGGAGACUCUGCCGAAAUUUGGGCAGAAAGUCUCGUGCCCUAAAUCCUCUCUGGUAAAAGAGGACAUAGUUUUAAGGAGUGAACCCGGCGUGGGUGUGAUGCCGGGGUCUCCGCAGGGUUCGUCUCGGAUUCCGGGAAAUUCGGGGCGGGUCCUGUCAGAUAAAAUCCAAUCCUAUUAA
Molecule: messenger RNA, 330 nt
Organism: Prunus armeniaca (apricot)
Lineage: Eukaryota; Viridiplantae; Streptophyta; Magnoliopsida; Rosales; Rosaceae
Source: the annotation of a GenBank genome assembly